GUUCACGAUUUAUCGGGCGAGGCAGAGGGACCGGUUCUAAGUUGUGCUCGGGGACCGGAAAAGAAGCAGCGGUUGGGGAGGAUAAAUGGGAUGGUUGGCUCGUCAUGUACAGGGUUGGAUGCAUGGGGUAAAAUCACCGGCCUUUGGACGGGGCCUAUUGAUAGCGUUUUCUUUCUCCUAGCAUUUCUCUACACUGCACAUACUCUCCUAGCAACUUACUUCAAUCGAAUCACACGAUACCACUCAUGCCUGUCAAUGCCGUCAGUCAAGUCAUUAAAGCAAUCCAAAUAUGAAAAAUAAAAGAUUGCAUUAUGGUCCUCAGAUCAGCUCUCCUGCUGUUCUCAUGAGCCCCCACAGCCCUCACCAGCCUUUCGACCAGCGACGACCAGGUUGCCCGUCAACUUUGGCUUUUGUAUGCCCCAGUCCGUAGACCAGAGACAUCAUCACCGGACCCUUGACCCGCCUGUUCAGCAGACCGAAGUUUCUCAAACACUCUCACACCCACCCCACACGACACUUCCUGCACCGCCCAACAACAACGACCAGACACCCCCACACUCACAUCACCGCACGCCCCAAGCAGGACAUGCGGCAACGGCGCUCGGAUUGAAAACUACGCCAGUCGUCACUAGCAGACUGUAGCUAUACCUUCCGGAGAAGAGAGUAGCAAGUGCGCUUCGACCCUUUUACUUCUUCCUCUUUGCGCAGCGGGGGUGGUUGGGCGGGCGGCUGCGUGUGCGGGUUACCCAGAAACUUGCGCGACUUGUAGGUAUGCUUGACUUGGGGAGACAAGACACUCCCUCUGAUAUCCGUUCUUGUGGGCUCAGCGCCCCAGCCACCGGAGACCGCCGGCGGGGAAGAUGGGCCCCGCUGGGGCUUCCUGACUGUGAGGAGGGGUUUCGGUCAUAGGGAUACGCAGCUCGGAUUGUGG
Messenger RNA from Trematosphaeria pertusa, 931 nucleotides. RefSeq lists its product as uncharacterized. The coding region runs from base 415 to 642 and encodes 75 amino acids. The transcript is spliced from 2 exons. The record is from RefSeq and is a predicted model, not a curated record. NCBI's taxonomy places the organism in Eukaryota, Fungi, Ascomycota, Dothideomycetes, Pleosporales, Trematosphaeriaceae.